AUGGGUAACCAAGCAAGUCAACGAAAUCAAUCUAAUAUGCAUAAAAAUGGCAAUUUAAAUCAAUACGGAACAAAAUAUAGUCCUGAUGCUUUUCGAGGACGUUCACCUUUUAAUCGAUCUCCCAAUUAUGGUGUUGGGACAGAGGAAUUCGAAGAACCUUAUGAAUAUACGACCUGGGUUGAGACUUAUGUUCCAACAACAGUAGCACCUGCUGUUGGUCGUGCAAGACGACCUGUCAUCUAUGUUGCAGCUCCGUUACCGGCUGCAAAUCCAUGUGCUAGUUUUGGUGCUGGUUCACUAUUUGGAGGCGGUUUCCCUAUGGGAGGUGGUUUCCCAAUGGGAGGUGGUUUCCCAAUGGGAGGGGGUUUCCCAAUGGGAGGUGGUUCACGCCUUCCAGGUAGAAUUCCAUUCAGAGGUGGGGCACCAUUCGGGGGUCGCGUUCCGUUCAAACCCAAUGUUCCGCGAUAUCGUUAA
This is a messenger RNA of Rotaria sp. Silwood2, 474 nucleotides long. The record is from the annotation of a GenBank genome assembly. Lineage: Eukaryota; Metazoa; Rotifera; Eurotatoria; Philodinida; Philodinidae.